Molecule: messenger RNA, 2034 nt
Organism: Polistes dominula (European paper wasp)
Lineage: Eukaryota; Metazoa; Arthropoda; Insecta; Hymenoptera; Vespidae
Source: RefSeq, a predicted model, not a curated record
UCGGAGUUCAAUAUAUAUCUUUGGUCUUUAAGUUUAUUUUUAAUUUAAUUAUACUCAUCGUAUUUUAUAUCGACAUUUCUUCGUAUAAGAAAUAUUUUCGUUUUUUGUCUUCUCUUUUUUAUUAAUGAAAAGUGAGACCAAAGAUUGUUUUAUUAAAACGUAUUUCGAAUUUGCCUGUAAUUAUAGGUUAGAAACAUAUUGUAUGCUAUGGUUUUUACGAAUGCGCGCGUAACUAGAUCAAUUUUUUAAGAAUAAAACAUGAAUUUCAAUGAAAGUAAUAAUAUUCAAGGCACACUGCCACAAUUUUCUGAAAUAACAUUAAGAAUGGAUCCAUUUCUUAAUGAUCUUAAUCAAUUCAACAUAAGUAGCAGUGCUAUUGAAUUAUCGAUGGCUCAACAUAGUCCUGUUUACAGUGUGGCUACUGGAUUGAAUCAAAACAAGCAGCAGAUUAUUGUUAAUUCACCGAACAAAUAUCCUGGAUCUCUGUUAACUUUGACCGAAUCUAGUCCAAUUAUGCAGCUAUACGAGAAACAGUGUGCCCUUAACAUUCCUAAUUACAAUCAGAGCAAUGCCUCUUUAAUUAAUGUCCAAUCGAAUUCUAUACCAAUGAGGAUUAUACCUAAUGUGUACUUACCUUCUAUGUCGCAAAUAGAUACUUCCAAGGAAGAGAAUAAGACUGAUAAUGAAGUAAUCAUUUCUGAAGAUUUUCAGCAAGUUUUUCAAUUACAAGGUUCUAAUAUGGCGGAAUAUAUUCAGAAAAUACAAGCAUCUAGCAUUGCCAAUAUGCCAUUAAUUAAUUUACAAAUAAUGAAGUUACAAAACGAACAACCUAAGGAAGAGAAAACGGAGCCUAUUCAAAACAAUAUUCUAAACAUUCCUAGUGUACCAGGAUUUAGAAAUGCUCAAACACAAAAUGGUAAUCAUUUUGUAAACUCAGAACAAAUAGAUGCAUCAUUGAAUCAUAAUGAUUUUAACGUUAAUUUGAUAUCGAAUCAAGAAGUUUGUGAAAGUAACACGCAAGUUAUGAAAGUAGAACAACAAGUACAAACUGAUCCACCCAAGAACCAAAAAGUAAUGAAAUUUAGAGCUAAACUUAAAGAAUUCAAAAUAACCGUUGGUUUAGAUGGUUCCAAAAUAUAUUCAUGUCCUGAUUGCAAUGAAAUUUUUCAUGAAGUGUCACAGGUAAAACAACACAGACAAGUUCAUAUGCAAGAACGAAAAUAUCAAUGUGGGUUAUGCGAUGCAAUGUUGAAGAGGAAAGAACAUUUGGAUCAACACAUGCGUGGUCAUUCAAACAAAAGGCCUUUUAAGUGUUCCUUGUGCGAAAAAGCUUUUAAAAGGAAUGAACAUUUGAGAAGACACAACGUUAUUCAUUCAGGUAAUAAAAAUUUUAUAUGCGUUAUAUGUCAAAAGGCCUUUGCACGAAAAGAUCAUUUGCAUAAACAUACUCAAACGCAUUUAGCUACGAAAAAGGGUAAAAGUAAGAAGGAUGUAUUUGAUACUGAAGCAAAAGAAAUCUGUGACAAAACUGUCGAAGUUUUGUCAAUGCCUAAACAACAAGAAAUCAAUUUUCUUAUGAAAGACAGUUCAAAUUUACUUCAACACAUUCAACAUUUACAAAAGGAUCAAUUGUUAUUCACUGGUUCUUCUUUGUCAAUUACGGAAGAAGCUCUGAGAGAUAUUAUGGCUCAACAGCCAUUUGCAAAUAUAAGUGAAAAUAUAAGCUACGUAACACCUUCUUAGUUGUAAACGUAAUUAAUAUAGAUAACAUCAUCGUAAACAAUAAAUUGCUUAGAAAGGUUACGUGUUGAAAUCAACACAAUUUAAUUGGCAAUGGGAUCUUCUCUGAAUCAAAUUCAUAUUUAAUAUACUUUUUCAAUUUCAUAAAUAUGGUGAUAGUAAAUAUUAAGAUAAUAAUAAUGCAAAGAUAUUUUCUUGCAAUUUUUUAAAUUUAGACGUAAAUAUUAUGCCAAUUAUAAAGGGAUUUAUUAUUUUUAACGAAUAUAUUUACUAAAUCGUGAUCUUGUUUUUMAA